Messenger RNA from Synchytrium microbalum, 2415 nucleotides. RefSeq lists its product as uncharacterized. Lineage: Eukaryota; Fungi; Chytridiomycota; Chytridiomycetes; Synchytriales; Synchytriaceae. The transcript has 11 exons. Gene Ontology annotation, molecular function: ubiquitin protein ligase binding. Gene Ontology annotation, cellular component: SCF ubiquitin ligase complex. The record is from RefSeq and is a predicted model, not a curated record. Gene Ontology annotation, biological process: protein ubiquitination; SCF-dependent proteasomal ubiquitin-dependent protein catabolic process. Bases 1 to 2415 code for a protein of 804 amino acids.
AUGGCCCAACAAGCUGCUCAAGACUUGGAGAAUACUUGGCGGAAGCUAUCUGAGGGCCUCCAUCAAAUCAUGAACAAGUUGGAAGAGGGAUUGACAAACCACAAAUAUGUAGAGUUAUACACCCUCAUUUACAAUUACUGUACAAGCAGUCGUAUGACUGGUGCUAACGAGCUUCCGUUUACUGCUCAAGCUGGAGGUCAUCGAGGAGCAAAUCUGAUGGGCAAAGAUCUGUACGAAAAGCUAAAGGACUACCUCAAAACCCACCUUCAAGGAAUGCUUACAUCAUCUGAACAACACAUGGAUGAAUCCCUCCUCAUAUUCUACACCAGACAAUGGAGUCGUUACACUACAGCUUCAACACUGGUGCACCACAUCUUUCGAUACUUGAAUCGUCAUUGGGUAAAGAGGGAGAUUGAUGAAGGUCACAAGACUAUAUACGAUGUGUACACAUUAUCACUGGUGUCAUGGAGAGACAACUUCUUCAUGCCACUGCAAGCCAAUGUCAUGAAAGCCGUUCUCGGUUUGAUUGAGAAACAAAGGAAUGGAGAGCAAAUAGACAAUGGCCUCAUAAAGAGUGUGGCUGACAGUUUCGUGUCAUUGGGAUUAGAUGAAUCUGAUUCAUCCAAGUCGACUUUGGAAGUCUACAAGCAAUACUUUGAGACUCCAUUCGUCGAUGCAACAGAAAUAUACUACAAGGCAGAAUCCGAAAAGUUCAUCACUGACAACACCAUAACAGAUUAUAUGAAGAAGGCGGAAAGUCGAUUGCUUGAAGAAGAAAACCGUGUACCAUUGUAUUUAAAUCCCAGUACCAGCAAGCCUCUCAUCAAACGCUGCGAAACCGUCCUCAUCGCCAAUCACACCAAUCCCAUCCAAGAGGAAUUCCAAACUCUUCUCGACCAAGAUAAAACCGAAGACCUCUCCCGUAUAUACAACCUCCUCUCGCGUGUCGAUAAUGGCUUGUCGAAACUGAUUAAUAUCUUUGAAAACCACGUACGUAAACAAGGUCUGGAAGCUGUACAGAAAGUUGCCGAAGCUGCAGCUUCACAAGCAGCUAGUGGUAAAGGUGGCGAUGACGAAGACGGUGAAGAAGACGAAAAACCAGCACCUUCCAAGAGCACAGCUGCUGCCGCCGCUGCCAAAAAGAAGCAAGCUGCCGGAUCAGACAUUGAUCCCAAAGUCUAUGUCGAAGCACUAUUGGCAGUCCACUCCAAAUAUCAGACUUUGGUAUCAAAGGCAUUCAAAGCAGACAGUGGCUUUGUCGCUGCUUUGGACAAAGCUUGUCGUGAAUUCGUCAAUAGGAAUCAUGUCUGCAAGGAAGGUUCACAGAAGAGUCCACAAUUACUAGCUCAAUACUGUGACUCCUUGUUGCGUAAAGGUGGUAAAGUGGCAGAGGAAACUGAAGUUGAAGAAGUAUUGAACCAGAUUAUGACGGUAUUCAAAUAUGUCGAAGACAAGGAUGUAUUCCAAAAGUUCUACUCAAAGAUGCUUGCCAAACGUCUGGUCAACUCCACUUCAUCUUCUGAAGAUUCGGAAUCCAUGAUGAUUUCGAAACUCAAGGAUGCUUGUGGUUAUGAGUACACAUCCAAGCUGCAACGAAUGUUUACUGAUGUGAACGUUUCAAAGGACUUGAAUGAUGAAUUCAAGGGCUUCUUGGAGAGGCAAAUGGAUGGAAAAGAUGCAUUCGAUGCUCAUAUUCAAGUAUUAGGAUCAGCUGCUUGGCCACUCAAUCCACCUUCUACACCGUUCAACUUGCCUACGGACUUGACCAAGACAUUCGAACUCUUCCAAAAGUUCUAUAGCAACAAGCACUCUGGUCGAAAGUUGACUUGGCUCUUCCAAAUGUCAAAGGGAGAACUCAAGACCAACUAUGUCAAGGGUGAAAAGGGUGCUAAAGGAACAUACACCUUUAUGGUUUCCAAUUAUCAAAUGGGUAUUCUGCUACAAUACAAUGCAGGGGACAAGUAUACAUUCUCCGAAUUGGAGUCUGCUACCAGCUUGUCUCCUGAAGUCUUGACUGGUAAUCUGAACAUCUUGACCAAGUCUCGAGUCUUGAUUUGUGAAACUCCUACAGUAACCAAGGAUUCCGUCUUCAAGCUCAACUUUGACUUUAAGAAUAAGAAAUUAAAAGUCAACUUGAACAUUCCCAUCAAGUCUGAGCAAAAGACUGAAACGGAAGAGACUCAUAAGAUUGUGGAGGAAGAUCGUCGUAUGCUCAUUCAGGCUGCUAUUGUACGUAUCAUGAAGACUAGGAAACUCUUGAAGCACAAUGCUCUAAUUGCUGAAGUAAUUGAGCAACUCAAGGCUCGUUUCCAACCGAAGAUCCCAGAUAUUAAGAAGGCGAUUGAUGUAUUGCUGGAAAAGGAAUAUUUGGAGCGAAGUGAUACUGACAAGGACACCUUCUCAUAUGUGGCCUGA